This is a messenger RNA of Poeciliopsis prolifica (blackstripe livebearer), 2607 nucleotides long. It is a transcript of the gene pfkfb4a, whose product is annotated as 6-phosphofructo-2-kinase/fructose-2,6-biphosphatase 4a. The coding region runs from base 89 to 1597 and encodes 502 amino acids. Lineage: Eukaryota; Metazoa; Chordata; Actinopteri; Cyprinodontiformes; Poeciliidae. The record is from RefSeq and is a predicted model, not a curated record. Gene Ontology annotation, molecular function: 6-phosphofructo-2-kinase activity; ATP binding; fructose-2,6-bisphosphate 2-phosphatase activity. The transcript is spliced from 14 exons. Gene Ontology annotation, biological process: fructose metabolic process; fructose 2,6-bisphosphate metabolic process. Gene Ontology annotation, cellular component: cytosol.
GUGACUUCAACACUAACCAGGGAGGGAGGGAGAGAGAGAGAGAGCGCGCGCGCGGUAGUUGCAGGUCUAUCUGAAUUGAGCCGCGCGGAUGAAGCACCGGUCACCUUCGGAGCAGCAUCACGGGAAGCUUCCCCGGGUCAGUGUCCCCGCCGCGGCCUCACCGCCCAGCGACAUGGAGGACAAAUCCACGUUCAGUCCACGGGAACUCACCCAGAACCCUCUGAAGAAGAUAUGGAUGCCAAAUAAAAAUGGCCUUCCUGAAAAACACAUUUCUCAUCGAAGGGUAUGUAUGACCAACUGUCCCACCCUGAUCGUCACUGUGGGCCUGCCUGCGAGAGGAAAGACCUACAUCUCCAAGAAGCUGACCCGCUAUCUGAACUGGAUCGGCGUCCCGACCAGAGAGUUCAACGUUGGACAGUACCGGAGGGAGUUCCUGAAGAUCUACAAGUCCUUUGAGUUUUUCCAUCCCAACAACGAGGAAGGUUUGAAGAUCAGAAGGCAGUGUGCUUCCGCGGCUCUGAACGACGUGCGACAGUAUUUAACAGAGGAAGGAGGCCAAGUCGCUGUUUUUGAUGCGACAAACACAACCAGAGAGAGAAGGGAGACUAUCCUGGAGUUUGCAGAACAGAAUGGUUUUAAGGCUUUUUUUGUAGAGUCGGUGUGUGAAGACCCUGAAGUCAUUCAGGAAAACAUUGUUCAAGUGAAGUUGGGAAGCCCAGAUUACACUAACUGCAACACGGAGGAAGCAGUGGAGGAUUUCAUGAAGAGGAUAAAGUGCUAUGAAAACUCUUAUGAGACGCUGGACGAGGUCUUGGACAGGGAUCUCUCCUUCAUCAAGAUCAUGGAUGUCGGCCAGCGCUACUUGGUCAACAAGGUGCUGGACCACGUCCAGAGCCGGAUCGUCUACUACCUCAUGAACAUCCACAUCACGCCGCGCUCCAUCUACCUGUGUCGCCAUGGAGAAAGCGAGCUCAACGUCAAGGGUCGGAUCGGGGGCGACUCGGGUCUCACGCCGAGGGGGAAAGAGUUUGCUAAGAAGUUGAACCAGUUCAUCCAGACGCAGAAUAUAGGCGAGCUGAAGGUUUGGACCAGCCAGAUGAAGAGAACUAUCCAGACAGCAGAGGCCCUCAAUGCCCCGUAUGAGCAGUGGAAGGUCCUCAACGAGAUCGACGCGGGUGUGUGUGAGGAGAUGAUGUACGAGGAGAUCCAGGAAAAUUUUCCGCUGGAGUUCGCCCUGAGGGACCAGGACAAGUACCGCUAUCGCUAUCCAAAAGGAGAGUCCUACGAGGACCUGGUGCAGCGCCUGGAGCCCGUCAUCAUGGAGCUGGAGAGGCAGGAGAAUGUGCUGGUCAUCUGCCACCAGGCGGUCAUGCGCUGUCUGCUGGCCUACUUCCUGGACAAGACGGCAGAGGAGCUGCCGUACCUGAAGUGCCCACUGCACACUGUGCUGAAGCUGACCCCCGUGGCCUACGGCUGUAAAGUGGAGUCCAUCUGCCUAAACGUGGACGCAGUCAACACGCACAGAGAGAAACCAGAGAACGUCGACAUCCAUCGUACCACGCAAGACGCCCUGCAGACCGUCCCUGCUCACCUCUGAUGUCUGGGUUGGAAUCGGGUGAUACUGAAGUGACCUCUCUGCCCCUCCCCCCCCACCGGUCUUGUGCGUUUCUCACAUUUCCAGCCACUCCAACCCGCUUUCCACCCGUGACCCAUUGAUUGGGUGGACGAGGUGCCACACUGCCACAAUCUGUAGCUCCUCCUGUGUCUUGUUUCUCCUGUUCCGAGUUUAAGGAGCGUUUGACCUUUGUGAACCAGAUGUCCAUGUCGUAAGCACUCGGCUCUCGUUAAAUUUGCCGUUUUCAGCGUGACGGUGUUGUGCGGAGGCACACUUGACCCUGGGAAGUCAUUGUGACGUGUUUUCAAGUGUGAACCCUGUGGUUUCUACAAAAUAAUUGUGCAACUCGUCUGCUGCAUGUUUGACUUUGUGCAAUCAUAAUUUCACAUGAAGUGAUCAUGUGCAGCUCUGUAGAUUUUGAAACCUGCUCCGAUAUGAAAACAAAGCUCUUUACAAUAACUGCCUGUGCUGACAGGAGUGAACGAAGUAGAACAGUAAACUAUGAUAAGCCGUUGCUAGAAUUGAGUGGAAGUAGUUUUUUCUUCCCCUCUUCCUGGUUACUGUAUGUGAUGGGAUGAGCCCACCUGUAAAAUAUUAUUGAGGCAACACAUAGGAAUGCAAAAAAGGAUCAUUAGCCCAAAAAUAUUGAUCUCGACUUGAAAAUGUAUGUUCCCACUCUACUGCAAUAAAGAUGUUAUUUUUCUAAACCACUCAGAAUUUUUAUGCUUUACUUUUUCCAACAGCAUUCGUCUCUCAUCUGCUAAAAAACAAGUCAAUACCUUAUAUGAUGUGUGAAACACGCUUGGUAUGAUUCAUUACUUCACUUAACAGGAAGUUAGGCAUCCUCUCUCACUAGGGGGUGAAGCGAACAAAGUAUCAUCUGAAACCAAUUACUUUGUCAUUUUCUGGUGUGGCAAGGUAGUAUUGUUUCAAAAAUCUAACUAUUUUAUUGUGGUAAAAUAAUGCUUUGUGUAUUAAAAGUGUCAAAUGUU